AUGUUUAUAUCGAACGAAGAAAAAGUUUCUAAAUGAAAAACCAAUUUUUUUUUGUUGGUGCCAUUGAUGAAAUAAGAUGAAGAUAAUUUUAUUUUUAAUUCGAUUAAUAGUCGGUGCUAUUGGCAUCAAUACAUGGAUAUUUGGCUGUUGUAUGAUGUUCUAUGUUGUUUGGUCAUUGAAUACAAUCAAUAAUAUUCAAUCAUUUUCAUUUGGUAACGCGCUGAUAACAAAUAGUCAAUUAAUAUUUGGUCUAUUAUUAUCUACUGUGGGUUUAUUAAUUAUUUAUUCUAGUUGGAAGAAAAAUUGUCAUACAUUAAAAUUGUGCAUAUUUUUAACCGUAUUGAUCAUAUCAAUGGAAAUUGGUACAUUCAUUUCGGCAAAAGUUGCAAACAUUCAAAUUUCCAAUCUAGUUGAUCAAGGUUGGAAAGAGAUCAAUAUUCAAAGUAGAAAUUUUAUACAAAAAGAGUUAAAAUGUUGUGGAUUAACUGGUCUAAGUGAAUUUGCAAGUAAAUUGGAUCCAAUCGAUCAAAGUUGUUAUAGAGAACAAUCAUUAUCAACAUCAACAUCGUCGAUUGAAUAUGAUAAUCAUCCGAUCACGAUCUAUGAACCAUAUCGUAUUGGAUGUAAACAAAAAUUAAUUGAUUGGCUUAGAAAACAACGAAAAACAUUUAUCAUAUCGAUUUGUUCAUUGUUGGCUGUACAGAUUAUAUCCAUAAUUUUGAUGUUAAUUUUAUUGAAAUUAUUACAAAAUGAUCUAUUUAAACAACAACGACGACGAUUACAAUCCAACAACAUGAUUAUUAUUGGUGGCAGUUGUGUUGGUGAUGAUGAAUCACCAACAUCUUCAACAUCACCUUCAUCAUUAAUUUUUAACAAUGGUAAAAAUAAGCAAAUUUUACUUGAUGAUAUUUGAUGUUUUCAAAAAUUG
Molecule: messenger RNA, 928 nt
Organism: Dermatophagoides pteronyssinus (European house dust mite)
Lineage: Eukaryota; Metazoa; Arthropoda; Arachnida; Sarcoptiformes; Pyroglyphidae
Cellular component (GO): membrane
Source: RefSeq, a predicted model, not a curated record